Molecule: messenger RNA, 4317 nt
Organism: Diachasma alloeum
Lineage: Eukaryota; Metazoa; Arthropoda; Insecta; Hymenoptera; Braconidae
Product: acyl-CoA:lysophosphatidylglycerol acyltransferase 1
Exons: 6
Coding region: 494-1717 (407 amino acids)
Cellular component (GO): endomembrane system
Molecular function (GO): acyltransferase activity
Source: RefSeq, a predicted model, not a curated record
CAGUGAAGCGCGAGGUGUAACAGACGAGGUAAAGGUUCAUAUUCCUCGGGAGGAAGAGGAAGCACAUAAUGGUGUUUCCAUUGAUGAUUGACCACGAGGUUAAAUAUUAAAGUUAAUUAUGAAACAAUUGUGAAUUGAAUUGUGUCAGUGAAUCAGCGAGUGGGGGAUUUGUCUUUCAGCGAGGUAAUCCCGUGGAAUUGACGAAAAAAUUGCCAUAACCGUCGCCGGUGGGGUGUGAGGAAGGAGUUAUAAAAAUACGAAAGGAAGAAGAAGGAAAUUCUCAGAGUUAAAUAUUUCCAGUGGCCACUUACGUACAUUGUGCGAGGCAUUGUGUACUACGAGUUGUUGGGGGACAAGGAUAGGCUUUGGGAGUAUAACAAGAAAUAUUGAAAAAACCAAUCAACGAAUAUCCGACGUUUUAUCAUCAGUGGCACAGUUGUAGUGAUUCGAGGCUUUGUGGAAAUGAUGAUGAGUUCACAUUAUGUAAUAAUUUAUGGUUGAUAGGGGGAGGAAUGCUAUGGUGGAUAAUCACUGUCCACGUGAGGGCUACUCGAUAUUCUACAGCGGGUGGCAUUUACCAAAAAUGACCGACUCAUCCCCCUCCUCCUCAGCUUUUAUCAAUCUGGCGAAUAACAUUGUUACACUUGUUAAAUGUAUCCUGAGAACGGGAUUUGUUUUAAUAAACAAUGUGUACUGUAUUCCGACGUAUGUCGUGUGGAUGAUGCUGCUGUUACCGGUGAAGGUUUAUCAUCCACAGAUGUAUUGGAGGAUAGAGGGACUGUUUUUUCACUGGCUGUUGGCCAUGGUUUCCAUGUGGACUUGGUCCGCUGGUUAUGACAUCAUUGAACAGGGCGAUGAUAUUCAUCGUAUCGUUAGCGACAGAACUUUGGUCAUAGCGAAUCACCAGAGCACUGGAGACGUGCCGAUACUCAUGACAACAUUCAAUGCUAAACCCAAUGUUCUGCCCAAUCUCAUGUGGAUAAUGGACAGUAUAUUCAAAUUCACGAAUUUUGGUGUUGUAUCGAUGCUACACCAGGACUUCUUCAUCUCCUCAGGUCGAAAAAGGAGAGAGGAGAGUCUCAGACAAUUGGAGAGACAUCUGGAGGAGGCGUAUGUGCCACGCGAACGCAAGUGGAUGGUACUUUUUCCUGAAGGGGGAUUUUUAUGCAAAAGACGCGAGACAUCGCAGAAAUACGCCAAAAAGAAUAAUCUACCGAUUCUUGAGAAUGUAACCCUGCCUAGGGUAGGUGCUAUGCGUAUGGUAUUCGAAAAACUUGGCCCAGCACAAAACAACAACUCCUCCGAUCUUCAGUUAACCACCAGAUCAAGUUCGACCAUAGCUAGACCCGAAAUCAGCUGGGUUCUUGACAUAACGAUAGCCUAUCCUCAGGGUAAACCGAUCGAUUUGCCGACGAUCGUUACAGGGUCAAGGUCACCCUGUGAAACCGUCCUUUUUUACCGAUUGUAUCCCAGCUCGGUGGUGCCUAGAGACCCAGAGCUAUUAUCCAAAUGGUUGUACGACAGAUGGGUAGAGAAGGAGACACUCUUAGAUAAUUUUUACAAAUAUGGAUCGUUCCUGGGUCCCUCGAAGUCGACCAACGAGGGAACUAAAAUACAACAGGAUCCACUGAGAUAUCUAGUUCUUCAUCUUUUCUUCAUAACGUCUAGCUAUAUACAUUACAAUAUCUUUUCGUAUGUAUUGUCGUGCAUUUGGUGAGGUGUCAUGAGUUUAUUUUGAAAUUUAACAUAUUGAGAUUGGGAUGGAGAGGGUUUUUCUUUUCUUUUUGGUUAAUUCAGCUUUCAUUGUGAUAGCGAAAUUGAGACGUGUUGAAUCGCUGGCAAAAAUUAAUCAUGACACGUACGAAAAAAUUAGUGCAUUCGCUGGUAAAUUCUCUAGAAUUCGAUUUUUCAAUGUAAGUUGUUGCAUUGACAUAUUUUCUGUAGAAAUUCUCCUGCGUAAAUUUGAAAAAUUUGGGCCGAGGAUUUUCCGUAGAACUAUAUAGCAAUAGGAUAAGUUAUACAGAAAGAUUAAAUUUGAAUGAUUUUUUCUAUUGAAAUCGGGUAACAACUAGCUGAAUUUUUAAUGGAACUUUCCAGCGAAUUCACUAUUUUUUUUUCAUGCAAUUUUUUCGUGCGUGAAACAUUGCACUUGAAUCAUAAAGUGCAAAAUAUCACUUUCAAAGUCCAAUGUUCUUGUUAUGAGUUUUUUUUGUUGUUGUUUACACUAAAUUACGAUGUAGGUUGAAUUGAUAAUUCAAAUUUGGGUUUUUAAAACUGUUGAAUUCAGGGAACAGAAUGAUAAAAAUCGCGUGAACUCUGGCCUAUGUCUUGGAAUAAAAUUAUCGAGAAAUAAAUAAAAAUUGGUCCAAUGAUAUGAAUAACAUUAUCUAAUUAAUUGCCUUCUGAACCGUACUAAUCAUAAUAGCUAUUGUGAAAUGUUUUAGUCAGAAUGACUGAUCAAUCGAAUUGAAACGAAAAUGGAAGACAUUAUCACUGAUUUGCAUAAAGAAACCCAGUGCCUCAAAACUUCGUCUGAUUUACAAUUAAUUGGAGUUGAGACAUUUAGUAUUUUCAGUUAGAGAGUUCGAGGAGAAGCAUUAGUUUGUGAUACACGGAUAAUAGAUACGAGGAGGUGGAGGUCAUUUUUUUGAAAAGACGAGAGGAAAGGGGAAAAUAAAUAAUAAUCAUAACGAUAAGGCAACACGGAGAUAUAAGAUAUUUUUUAAACUCAACGUUUGACGAUGACUGUAGUUUUUUCUAUGAAAUCUUCACCAUCCAAAUGUCCCCCACUGUGAAAACUCGAAGAGUGAAUUUUAUAUUAUGUAUUGUACACUGUGUAUGUACGUAUGUAAGUAUGUAUAAAUUAAUUUUAAUCGUAAACACGUGGCUGAGUGAUAAAUGUCAUUGAAUCAAAGUCUCUGUCUCUCAACAUUCAAUAAUAAUUUAUAUUAAAUAAUGAUACAAGUUGCGUAAGUGGCUAUUGUUUGUAUUUCGAUUGAAAUUUUGUGCACAAUGAUUAUGAAGUGGAUUACACGUGUGACAAAAUUUCAUUCAAAAACCUAGCGCAUUCUCUGAGAAAUUCUAUUGGAUUUCUAUUGAAAAAUUCUUUGUUUUUUGCCCAAUCACAUUAAAAAUUAUGCAACGUCGACGAUUUUUUUAAACUCAUUCGGUUGGAAAUGUUUCUACAAGAAUUCUUGGGAAUGAUUUUCCAAAUUUUUUUCUUGGAUCUUAUUAUUAAAAAAACAGCGAAAAAUAAAUUAGAAAAUUUAUGAGCAAGAAUUUCCGGAGAAAAAUCAAAUCAAUCUGUCGACUUUUUUCUAUCAAUUAUCUCUCAACAGAAUGACACGUUGCAUAAUCUCCUACAGAAAUGGCGCAAAAAUGAAUACAAUUCUCUUGAAAAGAAUUUCCCAGAGAUAGCGCUAGAUUUUCUAUUAAAUUUUUUUAUGCGUGUACAGUGUGAAGACAAUAGACUGUCGCGUUAUUUAGGUAGUAAGGAAUAAUUUAUUUGAAAUGAAUUGCUGAAGUGUUGACUAUGAGUAAUGCAUGCAGAGAGAAGAUUGAAAAAUGCGAAUUUGUAUAAUAAAUCAAAUGGAAAUAAGUGAGUGUGGAAUGAACAUUUUCUUCGUGAACAAAAAAAAAUCAAAUACUAAAAAUAGGUAAUAAGUUAUUCGAUUCCCUUCCUCUUCAUCGAUUAUUCACUCCAGCCUAGUCCCCCACUUUUCGAAUUAAUUAUGUAAAACAGAAUUAUCAUUUAUUUAUUCGAUCGGUAUUUUCCCUCGUCCAUGACUAUUAAACACAAGAAAAUUUUUAUAAUAAAAUCAAUAAAAUGUCGAUCAACAUCUCCAAUAGCAUUUCUCUGUCCCCAGUGCAUUUACAUCUCGUCAAUCACAAAUACAUUUUCUUGUUCAAUAGGAUUGUAAAUGGUGUAUUAUUGAGCAUGUGAACGUAGCCGUCCAAUAUAUUUAUUGAUUUGGACACGGCAUAUAAGUGAAGUAUGUACAUGUUAUGCUCUUCAGUGACUCGCACGAAUCAAAUGAAUCGUAUUAAUAAAUUCUCAGGCAAGGUUUGAAUUCAAUCUGUUUAUUUUUUUUAACGUGAUUGUAUGCACCUGGUACUGUAUACUGUGAUUGUCACAUUUUCCGAAUGUUCAUCAAAUAACAAUUGUAACACUCAAUUUGUGUACAGAAUUUAUGCACCGAAUUUUCGAUACAUGGGUGAAGUCACACGCUGCCUCAUUCUGCUGAUAUUGAUAAUUUUAAGUGAAAAAUGUAUUGAGCCAGCAAAAUAUAAUACAGAAAAUACCAUCUGAUGGGAAAA